Molecule: messenger RNA, 1245 nt
Organism: Pyrus x bretschneideri (Chinese white pear)
Lineage: Eukaryota; Viridiplantae; Streptophyta; Magnoliopsida; Rosales; Rosaceae
Product: transcription factor MYB73
Exons: 2
Coding region: 181-1119 (312 amino acids)
Biological process (GO): regulation of DNA-templated transcription
Cellular component (GO): nucleus
Molecular function (GO): RNA polymerase II cis-regulatory region sequence-specific DNA binding; DNA-binding transcription factor activity, RNA polymerase II-specific
Source: RefSeq, a predicted model, not a curated record
CACCGGCCCAACCGGUCACCCUUCACCCCUCCCUCCCUCCCUCGUAUAAAAAACCCCUCCCUCCUCCUCCCCACUUUGUUUUUCGCCUCUCCCAAAUCAAAAUACCAGGAACUCUCAACUUUCAAAUUUCGAAGGAUUACAAGAUUAGGGGGGAGAGAGAGAGUCUGUGAGUUAAUUGCGAUGGCGGUGAGCAGAAAAGAUAUGGAUCGGAUCAAGGGUCCAUGGAGCCCCGAGGAGGACGACUCCCUGCAGAAGCUGGUGCAGAAGCACGGCCCCAGGAACUGGUCGCUGAUCAGCAAGUCCAUUCCCGGUCGGUCAGGGAAAUCGUGCCGGCUGCGGUGGUGUAACCAGCUGUCACCGCAGGUGGAGCACCGGGCUUUCACGCCUGAGGAGGACGACAUGAUCAUCCGGGCCCACGCUCGGUUUGGGAACAAGUGGGCCACCAUCGCCCGCCUCCUCAACGGCCGGACCGACAACGCUAUCAAGAACCACUGGAACUCCACCCUCAAGCGGAAGUGCUCAGACGGCGGCGGCGUCGACUUGAAUGGAGGGUACGAUGGUCAUUUUCUCCGUGACCACGAGCAGCCGCCGCUGAAGCGGUCGGUUAGUGCUGGGUCGGGCGUGCCCGUUUCAACCGGGCUUUACAUGAGCCCGGGUAGCCCGUCCGGGUCGGACGUGAGCGACUCCAGCGCGCAAGUCAUGUCUCUGUCCGACUGCCACGUGUACAGGCCCGUGGCAAGAACUGGCGGGGUGUUGCCUCCGGCAGAAACGACUUCGUCUUCCAACAACAACAGCAGUAACAGCGAGAAGAACGAUCCUCCGACUUCGCUGUCUCUGUCACUACCCGGGGUCGACCCGGAGGAGGUGUCGAACCAGGUUGCGGCUGCGAGCGAGUCCACCCAGGCUCCGGCUCCAGCUGCGGUCUCGACUACGUCGGUGGCGGUGCAGAAUAUUCCGGCGGAGUUGCUUGCGGUGAUGCAAGGGAUGAUAAGGAAGGAGGUGAGGAACUACAUGGCGGGGUUGGAGCAGAGCGGGGUUUGUUUUCAGCAGGCUGCUGCUGGCAAUGAGGGGUUUAGGAAUGUUGGGGUGAAGCGAAUUGGGUUUAGCAGAAUUGAGUGAGCGAGAGAAGUGCGGAUUAUUCCGGACAAGUUGGCAAUUUGGAUGAUCGAAGGGAGCUCAAUGCAAAAGAGUUAUGAGCUUUUUGGAGAGAAGAAGUGGUAGGCAGUGCAUGCCUGACCAUAAAAU